GCAACAGUGGAUGUCAAGAUCUCACCUGACAGGAUGCGAAUGCCGGACUUUACCAGACGCAGUGAACUAUUAGAGGCUCGGAAACAAGACCGUCGUGCUUUGGGUCUAGCUAUCGAGCCUCCACUCUCGAGUGAGAAGAAGUAUGUGCGCUCAGAAAGAUCCUAUCGAGACUCUUACCACCCCAGCGGGGCGUUAGCUCAUAGUCCAAGACAGCAAGAACUGGAUCCUUCUCCUCAGUAUUACCACCCUCGAGCGACAUGCAGUGGCUCACCUACCAAGACAGCAUUGGCUGCUCGAAGACACCAUGAUACACAUCUGGAAAGUCUCAAGUUUGAACCGUCAGAAAUUGAACGCCUCCGGGAUAUCCCCAAGGCCGACAAGCUUGACAGGUGGUGGAAACAACCGCCUGGAUAUGUGGAAGACCCAGCGUUUUUCAAAGAUUCGCUGCGUCUCCAACUCACACGGCAUUGCAAUGAGCUAGGCCCGGUAGAUCCGGCCAAAGUCAGCUCUCCUCUAUCUGUAGACGAGCGACGGCGUCUUCGAGAAAAGAGAGGCACACUCGCAGACAAAGUGACCCACAUCACGCACCAAAUGCCAGAAGACUCAGCUCGUAUCGACAGUGACCCUGCCACUGCUCCCGACGUGCAACCACAAGGACAAGUCCGUGUUUUAACUAAAAUGUUUUUGGCGUUCAUCAUCCUUAACUUUUGUAUUUGUCAUGGCUCAGCGAGCGAACAGAACUUCUCGGACACUGCCGAUGUCUCCGAUCAAAGUUCCUGUGAAGAAACAGAAGGCUCCGCGGAGAGUAGUUGA
Molecule: messenger RNA, 813 nt
Organism: Phytophthora infestans T30-4
Lineage: Eukaryota; Oomycota; Peronosporomycetes; Peronosporales; Peronosporaceae
Exons: 3
Coding region: 40-813 (257 amino acids)
Source: RefSeq, a predicted model, not a curated record